AUGGCUUAAUAAACUCCAAAAUAAUACAAAGCGAAUUUAGAUUAAUAAUCUACUCCAAAUUAAAAUAAUAAAGGAUGUCCUCUUAAUUAGUCUUAGGGAGUAGACAGUGAAUUGUUAUCCUCAAAAAAGAAAGAAGUCUACGAUAGGAUUAUGAGUUCCUAAACAAAUCGAGAUAACUAAACAGAUGUCUCCUAAUAUUUCGAUCAUUUAGGAGGAAAGUGUCUAUGUUCAUUAUGUAACUGUGGAAAACAUAAAUGCAACAGUAAGAAUUGUGUCAACAAACCUUAAUUACAUGGAAAUUACACCAUCUAUUAAAAGGAGUUUGUAAAAAAGACCCCUGAGAAUGGAUCAAGAUGCAACUAAAACAUUUUUUAGUAACCAAAGCCUGAGGGUGAUUUAGGAAAUGUUACCACUUAUAAACAUGAUUUUCCAGGAUAUAAUAGCAAAGUAGAAUUACAAAAGAACACAUCCAAACCUACUGUUAGUGGCGUUCCAUUCUCUGGAAUUUCAACCUAUAAUAAUAUGUAUUUAAAUUGGGGAAUGGGUGACACACCUCAAUUAUUACCAUAAAACAACCCUACUGUUAUCAAAGAAAUGCCAUUUAUGGGAAAGAGCAUUUAUAAAGAUAGCUAUUAAGGAGCUUAAACAGUACCAGUGCAAAGUUGUAAGAAUAUGAACAAAGCAUUAAAAUCACCCUUAUCACCUCCAGAUCUGAAAUUUUAUGCAGAAUCAAUAUCGAAAUCUUCAUAUAAACCCUUCAAACCAGAAACAACUUAAAGUGCCAAAGGUAAAUAAGAUUCAACUCUAAAUCCAUCAUACAAUGGUUAAUAUAACAGUGAAUACCGUAAAGAAUUUGAUCCAAAACAUUAGAGUCAAUGUCCUGCCAAAGAAGUGUUAGAGGAAGUUGCUCGUAGCACUUAAUUUUGA
This is a messenger RNA of Paramecium tetraurelia, 927 nucleotides long. RefSeq lists its product as uncharacterized. Gene Ontology annotation, cellular component: cytoskeleton. The transcript is spliced from 6 exons. Gene Ontology annotation, biological process: microtubule anchoring. NCBI's taxonomy places the organism in Eukaryota, Ciliophora, Oligohymenophorea, Peniculida, Parameciidae. Gene Ontology annotation, molecular function: microtubule binding. The record is from RefSeq and is a predicted model, not a curated record.